AAGUGGAACUGUUAGGAAAUCGAAACGUUGACCACUUGAGAGCGAUAUACAGAGGGGCUGUCGGUGGCAGAGACUCGACGGGAAAGGGAGUCGCGGAAAUUGCUUCUAUAUCAGAGUUGUUGACCAAAUACGUGUAUCUGCACCGGCACCUACGUAUCUGAAGCGGCAGUGACGGCGGUGGUCGUGGUGGCGGAAUAGUUGUGUGUGCAAGUCUAUGGCGUAUAGGAGACGUCAAGGAUUCGCGAAGGAUUCGACCUCUGCGGAAGAAUUUAGAAUUCCUAACCCUGAUUCUAGACGUCACAGUUCUCCGACUUCGCUAGAAGACGGUUCAUCCUCAUCUGCCGCCGCGUCGGCUACACCGUCUCUUGCAGCUAAAGCGAUCAGAGCGUCAUCCGCCAACCGUGACUCUGCGCUCUCUUCGGCUUACGGUCAACCCGCUAUUUCACCAAGGACCGCCAAGUCGAAUCCACUUCGAUCUUCUCAGUCCUCUACUCCCAAGGAUGAUUCCAUUAAAAAUGACUACACAUCAAUGAAGAAUUUGGAAAAACCCAAGCCUGGAUUUUGGGGUGGUUUGGCUAGAAAAGCUAGGUCUAUCAUCGAAGAUGAUGAUGAACCUCAACAAUACGAAACACCAGAAAGGAGGAGGCAGCAAAUGUCAGAUCCCAAGAAUUCUAAUCAGCACCAGUUCCCAGAAAGUCAUGAAAAAACAGACAAUCCCGGAUUCCAGAAGGGGUUAGGAGCUAUUGCAUCAUCUCUUAAUUACAUUGGUAAUGCUCUUGAGGAGGGCAGAACAAUUGUGGAGAACAAAACUGCAGACAUAAUUCAAGAAACACGCAAACUACACGUAAAGAAAAAGAGUGGCAUCAUCCCUGAUCAAACUCAAACUCUAACUCAAACUUCAAAUAAGCAGUUACAGCCUCCUCAACCCUUGCCACAGACUGAUGUAGAAAUUCAACUCAAGGCAUCUCGCGACGUUUCAAUGGCAAUGGCUGCAAAAGCAAAGCUUCUACUUCGGGAACUUAAAACUGUUAAGGCUGAUCUUGCUUUUGCAAAGGAGCGUUGUGCUCAUUUAGAAGAGGAAAAUAAAAUACUCAGGGAGACUGGUGGAGAUGGAGACAACCAGGAAGACGAUGAUUUGAUACGGCUACAACUGGAGUCGCUUUUAGCAGAGAAAGCUCGGUUGGCACAGGAGAAUUCAGUGUAUGCAAGGGAAAACCGGUUUCUAAGAGAGAUUGUUGAAUACCACCAACUCACAAUGCAAGAUGUUGUUUACAUUGAUGAAAACAAUGAACAAGUAUACCAACUCCCAAUCGACAAUCUAUCAUCAACACAUGAUUUGCAACUGCAAUCAAUCAUAAUACCAACUUUACCCUCAACCCCUCCCAACACAAACUCACAGAUACAAUAUCUUUCUCCCAAGACUCCCUUCGCCCCGAAUACUCCUUUUAUGUAAAUAAACCAUUUUGCACCUAUUUCUUUCACAUUUAGCUUCUUUUUUACUUACUUUUUCUUUUUGAGAAAAAUUUGCUGUUUGUGAAAUGUUGUUUUUGUAAAAUCGUGAC
This is a messenger RNA of Lactuca virosa, 1562 nucleotides long. NCBI's taxonomy places the organism in Eukaryota, Viridiplantae, Streptophyta, Magnoliopsida, Asterales, Asteraceae. The record is from the annotation of a GenBank genome assembly.